CUAUUUGUCUUGUAGCCUUUUUUGGAAGCCUUUUCUUGACUCACACAUUCAAUACGAUCACAGAUAUUUUUUUUUUUUUUUUAAAUCUUUUUGGGUCAUUUACGAAAUCAACGAACAACCUCAAUCUGUGCCUCUGGCAUCCUACCAUACCAUAAGAAGCUUGAAGGUAAAUCUUAUUCUCGGUCUUCAGGAAAGUUGUAACAAAUAGGUCAAGACAAUCUAAGUGAAUGAUUUGUAGCUAUCCAUGAUGUGAGCGUUGGCUAUUUUUACUUUACAAGAAUAUAAAGUUUUACUUCCGUUCGUGGAUUUGCAGUGAAGGGUAUUGAAUAGUGGUUAGAACUAUGGGGUGUUUCCAAUUCUAUAAUGGAGAGAAAAAGGAAGAACCAAAGACUACAAAAUCAAAUUCUGCCCAAUCCUCAUUUACUGAUCGAGAGAUGAGGCAUUCUGGAUCCGAUUUUAAUUCCCAGGAUGUAUCAAACACUAGCUCUGAAUCCAGAGGAAGAAGCCAAUUUCCAAUUUUGUCCGACAGGUCCAGUAAUCUCAGGGCUUUUACUUUUUCCGAGAUGAAACAAGCAACAAAAAAUUUCAACAGGUCUACCAAGCUUGGAGAGGGUGGAUUUGGAUGCGUUUUUAAGGGUGUGGUCAACAUUUCUGAAGAUCCAGAUAUCAAACUUGAUGUGGCAAUAAAACAACUAGGUCGAAGAGGACUGCAGGGUCAUAAAGAAUGGGUGACAGAAGUAAAUGUCCUUGGUGUGGUUGAACAUCCAAAUCUUGUGAAACUCAUUGGAUACUGUGCUGAGGACGACGAAAGAGGAAUCCAACGGCUUUUGGUAUAUGAAUUCAUGCCUAAUGGAAGCGUGGAAGAUCAUUUAUCGGCUAGGUCAGAGACACCGCUUCCUUGGGCUAUGAGGCUGAAGAUAGCCCAAGAUGCUGCUCGUGGCUUAGUAAACCUGCAUGAGGAAAUGGAUUUUCAGAUCAUCUUCAGAGAUUUCAAAUCUUCUAAUAUUCUCCUAGAUGAGCAAUGGAAUGCUAAACUAUCAGACUUCGGAUUGGCUCGGUUGGGCCCUCCAGAAGGACUAACACAUGUAUCAACAGCGGUUGUGGGAACCCUGGGGUAUGCAGCUCCUGAGUACAUUCAAACUGGUCGUCUAACGUCCAAGAGUGAUGUAUGGAGCUAUGGAGUCUUUCUCUACGAACUAAUUACAGGUAGAAGACCAUUGGAUCGAAAUCGUCCCAGAAGUGAGCAGAAGCUCUUGGAAUGGGUAAGACCGCACUUAUCCGAUGCUAAGAAGUUUCAGUUGAUAUUGGAUCGGAAGCUUGAAGGGAAGCAUGUGCCUAAAUCCGCGCACAGGCUCUCACUUGUAGCCAAUCGUUGCUUAGCCAGACUCCCGAAAUCACGCCCAAAAAUGAGCGAGGUUUUGGAAAUGGUGAAUCAAGUUGUGGAGGCAUCAACAGGGACAGGCAAUCCUCAACCACCCCUAAGGAGUCCCAUGUCAACGGCAACUUUUGAGGAAACCGAAGCUGCUAAAGACAAAAGGAGAUUCAUGGACGUGAAAAUUGGAGACGCUGGUUGGUUGGUUCGUAUGUGGUCAACAAAGCUCGUAAAGACCUGCUGAUUUUCGUUGUUUUUUUGGAUAUAUGCAGGAAUGAUAGCUAGAAUAGAGAUUGUAAUGAAUGUCACAGGGACACAAAUCUGGAUUGUUAGAAAUGACAACCGUGUUUAUGUGAAUUUAGAUUUUAAUGAAAUUUUCGUUUGGUAUCA
This is a messenger RNA of Olea europaea var. sylvestris, 1762 nucleotides long. Its product is annotated as probable serine/threonine-protein kinase PIX7. Gene Ontology annotation, molecular function: protein kinase activity; ATP binding. The transcript has 5 exons. Gene Ontology annotation, biological process: protein phosphorylation. The record is from RefSeq and is a predicted model, not a curated record. Bases 342 to 1616 code for a protein of 424 amino acids. NCBI's taxonomy places the organism in Eukaryota, Viridiplantae, Streptophyta, Magnoliopsida, Lamiales, Oleaceae.